GCGUCGGGACUCGCGAUCGCGAGCGCAUCGCGAAUCAGAUUCGCGUAGGCGACGACCCUCUGAUCUCGAGUCGCCUCGACCCAUGCACCACCGGAGAACCAGCAGCCAUACCAAGCCUGAGCCGGAGCCCUAUGUUUCUCGGAUCGCAUCCCCCAUUCCUCGAAUCACAUCGCCUGACGACUAUGAGCCUAUGAUGGGCGCCUCCGACCUGGGCCGCAAGAAGAGUCUGAUCCGUCCCGAGCGCACCAAGGUUGACAGAGACCAUCCGCAAUACCAUUACCGCAAGCACGCUCAGAACAUGUCAGUCAUGCCCUCGACUACCGGUCACGACCCAAUGUUGGAAGAAGCAGAGGCAGAGGCCGCUACUCUCAGUUCCGAUGACAUCGAAUUGAAGCAGCUCAGUCAGAAAGGUCGUUCCGCCGAUAUGGCCGUAGGAAGAAGCGGAAGCCGCAAAUUGCACCGCAAGCCUACUCUCGAGACUGCCGAAGAGAAGAAAAAGAGACAAAAGCAAGCCGGUGCCAGCCCGCCCACGCUCUGGGGCACUUACUGUCAUCUAGUCACUUUCUGGUGUCCGAAUCCUGUUCUCAAAUGCUUCGGCAUGCCUGAAAAGGCCCAACAGCAGGCCUGGAGGGAGAAAAUGGGCUUGAUCAGCAUCAUUCUUAUGAUCGCUGCAUUUGUUGGCUUUAUUACCUUCGGUUUCACUGCUACUGUUUGCCCUUCCGGCUCGUCUUCACGCUUCCGUGUUAACAAGGUCGAUUCCGGCUACAUGAUCUUUCAUGGUAAGGCUUACGACCUGACAAGAUCGCAACACCCACAGGCUAGAGGUAUACUGCGAAACCAAAAUGUUCUUUGGGAUCUCGAUGUACCAUAUGGAGGCAAGGACGGCAGCUUCAUGUUCCAGAAUGUCAACGGAGCUUGCAAGGGGCUCAUCACCGCUGCCAAGGGCUCCGAUGUCAAAACUGACAGCGACGGCAACCUAGCAUGGUAUUUCCCGUGCAACGCCUUCAACCAGGACGGAUCUAGUGAACCAAACUUGACCAUUCCCUACUAUCUCGGCUAUGCUUGCCACACUUCGAAGCUUGCCCGCACAAAUUUCUACGACCUCAAGUCUGGAGGCGACGUCUACUUUACUUGGGACGAUAUCAAGAACUCAAGCCGCAACCUCAUGGUCUAUGGUGGCGACGUUCUUGAUCUUAACCUCCUUCGAUGGUUCAACACUUCCCAAGUCUCAUANCCCUCUCGAUUCGAUGACAUUCGUGAAAACGCCAAUGUCAGAGGCACUGAUAUGAGUCUAGCCUUUUCUUCAGGCCAGGACAAGAAGAUCGCAAAGUGCUUCCAGGAAAUCAUCAAAGUUGGAUCAAUUGACACGGAAACCGUUGGCUGUAUCGCCUCCAAGAUUGUCCUUUACGUUGCACUUGUCUUCAUUCUGUCGAUUGUCGUCGCCAAGUUCGUGCUUGCUCUCGCUUUCCAAUGGUUCCUUUGCCGCAAGUACGCCGCCGACAAGACUGCCUUCAGCGGCGAUGAGAAGAAGAGGAAACAGCAGAUUGAGGAAUGGGCUGACGAUAUCUAUCGUCCAGCUCCCAAAAUCGCCGACUCUGUCGCUAACAGCAGUGAGCGUGCCAACAAGAGAGGUAGUUUCCUUCCCACCACUUCCAGGUUCACCAGUCCUUAUGCCAUUGAACGGUCCAUGGCGCGUUCACGUCCAGCAUAUACCACAAUGGCCAGCCAAAGCUCAACCGCGCGUUUAAUUCCUGUUGCAAGUGUGUAUGGUCAAGGCAACCGUAGCGAGAACACGUUGCAAGAGAGCCGCGCAAGUCUCAUGGUUCCCAACAGCAGUGAGAAGAGGUACUCCAGCGUUAUGGAAUCGGAUGGACCUGGUCCUCACGGCUUCAUCCACGAAGCUGUUGUGCCUCAGCCUCCUCCUGAGUGGCAGCCGUUUGGAUUCCCUCUCGCACAUGCUAUUUGCUUGGUCACUGCUUACUCCGAAGGGCCCGAAGGAAUGCGUACCACUCUUGAUUCCGUCGCCACAACCGAAUACCCAAACAGCCACAAGCUGAUCCUUGUCAUUUGCGACGGUAUCAUCAAGGGUCAUGGUGAGACCAUGACUACCCCUGAAGUCGCGCUGAGCAUGAUGAAGGAACACACCAUUCUUCCUGAUGAAGUCAAGCCUUAUUCGUAUGUCGCCGUGGCUAGUGGAUCCAAACGACACAACAUGGCCAAGAUCUAUUCUGGGUUCUACGACUAUGGCGAGGACUCCAUCAUCCCCAUCGAAAAGCAGGAACGCGUGCCCAUGGUGAUUAUCGUCAAGUGCGGUACUCCCGAGGAAGCGACUCAAUCGAAGCCUGGUAACCGUGGUAAACGUGACAGUCAAAUCAUCCUCAUGUCUUUCUUGCAAAAGGUCAUGUUUGACGAGCGUAUGACUGAGCUUGAAUAUGAGUUUUUCAAUGGUGUCUGGAAGAUCACUGGCAUUUCCCCCGACUUUUAUGAGAUUGUACUCAUGGUUGAUGCCGAUACCAAGGUCUUCCCUGACAGUCUGACCCAUAUGAUCAGUGCCAUGGUGAAGGAUCCCGAAAUCAUGGGUCUGUGUGGCGAAACAAAGAUCGCCAACAAGAGGGCCAGUUGGGUGUCGAUGAUUCAAUCUGUUUUCGGUGGUGUCACUUGUCUUCCCGGAUGUUUCUGCAUGUACAGAAUCAAGGCACCAAAGGGCGACCAAAACUAUUGGGUGCCAAUCUUGGCCAAUCCCGACAUCGUGGAGCAUUAUUCUGAAAACGUCGUCGACACCUUGCACAAGAAAAAUUUGCUCCUUCUCGGUGAAGAUCGUUACCUCUCGACUUUGAUGCUGAGGACUUUCCCCAAGCGAAAGCAGGUCUUCAUCCCGCAAGCUGUGUGCAAGACUACUGUACCCGACGAAUUCAAGGUUCUUCUCUCCCAAAGAAGAAGAUGGAUCAACAGUACGGUCCACAAUCUCAUGGAGUUGGUACUGGUUCGUGAUCUCUGUGGAACCUUCUGCUUCAGUAUGCAGUUUGUUGUCUUUGUCGAACUGGUCGGUACACUCGUGCUUCCGGCUGCCAUCGCUUUCACCUUUUAUGUUGUCGCUAUUGCCAUCAAGGCUGCCAUUGAACAUACGACUAUCCCAGUCAUGUCGCUGGUGCUCUUGGCGCUCAUCCUUGGUCUCCCUGGUGUUCUUAUUGUCUUGACCGCCCAUCGCGUUUCUUAUGUUGCGUGGAUGCUCAUCUACCUCCUCUCCCUCCCAGUCUGGAACUUCAUCCUUCCAACUUACGCUUAUUGGAAGUUCGAUGACUUCUCUUGGGGUGACACUCGUAAGACGGCUGGUGAGCAGACCAAAGGAGGUCAUGACGAUGCCGAGGGCGAAUUUGACAGCAGCAAGAUUACGAUGAAGAGAUGGGCUGAUUUCGAGCAUGAGCGACGCAUGAAGUCUGGUGGUACCAACUACAACUCGUCAGCACAGGGAUCGUAUCCCUAUGAGUCUGGCUACGAAUAU
Molecule: messenger RNA, 3502 nt
Organism: Aureobasidium vineae
Lineage: Eukaryota; Fungi; Ascomycota; Dothideomycetes; Dothideales; Saccotheciaceae
Source: the annotation of a GenBank genome assembly